Messenger RNA from Episyrphus balteatus (marmalade hoverfly), 750 nucleotides. RefSeq lists its product as uncharacterized. The transcript is spliced from 5 exons. The coding region runs from base 1 to 702 and encodes 233 amino acids. NCBI's taxonomy places the organism in Eukaryota, Metazoa, Arthropoda, Insecta, Diptera, Syrphidae. The record is from RefSeq and is a predicted model, not a curated record.
AUGAAUAUCAUUAUACAAGUAGUGUUGUUGCUUUUUUUGUGUGUGUCAUUUGCGGAACCAUGGAUGUACGGGUUCUCAAGGUCAUCACGUCGAACUGACCUAAAGUUGGAGUGCCCUGCGGUGAAGGCCAUACGAAACUUUGAUCUGGAAUCAAUGAUGGGAUUUUGGUAUGUCGUCCAAUAUUAUGCAUCAUCUGAGGAGCUUCCUGAAUAUGCCUGCAUGCAAAGUCAUUUUACAUUUUCGGAUCAAGAUCAGCAUGUAACUAUGGACUUUACAUAUAUUUAUGCAGAGGAUCCCUUAAAAGAAAAACUGCAAGGAAAUAUUACAUGGAUGAUUCCGCAAUUUGACGUACCUGCUCAUUGGAUGCACACAGAAGAUAUUUAUGAAGGAAUUUAUAACACCUACAUAUUGGAUACUGAUUACAAAAGCUGGGGACUUAUAAUGCACUGCGCUGAAAAGAAUAAAUCACCACGAUAUCUUUCAGCUUUACUUUUAUCCCGUGAACCCACACUUGGAGAUAAUGUCAUUAAUUUUCUACGAGAAAAACUUCCAAGAUAUGACAUAGAUUUGUCCUUUAUGUUUCCCAUUAAUCAGAGUUCAUGCAAUGAUAUUAGAGAAAGUGCUGAUGAAACACCUUUUACCUAUGUUGUCAAUGGCCGCAAAUUUCCAAAGAAUAUAUUUAAAAUAAUCAAUAAACACUAAAGAAAAUGUAAAUAUGCAAUAAAAUAAAUAUGAGAUUCUGUUAUUAAA